Messenger RNA from Neopsephotus bourkii (Bourke's parrot), 3135 nucleotides. RefSeq names its product sorting nexin 16 (gene SNX16). The record is from RefSeq and is a predicted model, not a curated record. Gene Ontology annotation, molecular function: phosphatidylinositol binding. Gene Ontology annotation, cellular component: extrinsic component of endosome membrane; early endosome; late endosome. The transcript is spliced from 9 exons. Gene Ontology annotation, biological process: early endosome to late endosome transport; endosome to lysosome transport; protein targeting to lysosome. NCBI's taxonomy places the organism in Eukaryota, Metazoa, Chordata, Aves, Psittaciformes, Psittacidae. Bases 287 to 1441 code for a protein of 384 amino acids.
CUCCCGCCCCUGCUCCUGACCCCGCCCCCUGCCGCCACGCGCCCCAGGUAUUAGCCCUUUUCCCCGCCUUCCUGCCCCCCUCCGGCGCCGCGCACCUCCCUUUCGGCGCGCGGAGGGGCGGGACCGGGCCAGGCCGGCCGAGCGGGAGGGGUUGCUCCUGCGUUACGCGGCAGAAGGAGACGAGCGCGGCGGUCAGUAGAUACUGCUCUUGAAAAGAAAACAUGACUUAUACAGUGAAUGAACCUUAAACUCCUGGGCCAAAAACUGAAUCUUUUCUUCAUGAAGGAUGGCAACACCAUACGUUCCUGUCCCUAUUCCUAUUGGAAGCUCCUCAUCCAGCUUUACAAACAGAAACCAAAGAAGUUCUUCUUUUGGGAGCAUCUCAACAAGUUCCAGCUCCUCAAAAGGACAGUUGGAGGACUCUACAAUUGGUAGUUUUAAAAAGAUGAGUGUGCCUGACCAGAUUGGUUCUACAUCAUCUGCGUGUAGUAGUCCACUUGUUAGGACUAAAUUUACAGGUAUGGACACAUCCAUAGAAUACUGUACGCAGCCUUCAGAAGAAAUAGAGCAGAAUACAGAUUCCAGGAGCUGGGAAGAUCGACCGUCCACACCUACUAUACUGGGUUAUGAGGUGAUGGAGGAAAGGGCAAAAUUCACUUUAUCCAGGGAAAUGGUCAUAUUUUGCCUGGAAAGACAAAACCUCAUGUUCAAGAUAGACGGAACAAAAGGAGGAUGUUAUUUUUAUCCUACAUCGCCUUUCCUUGUGAAGCAGGUAUACAAAAUACUGGUAAAAAGAAGUCCAGAUGAAAGUUGGGUGGUCUUCAGACGGUACACUGACUUCUCCAGGCUUAAUGACAAGCUAAAAGAUAUGUUUCCGGGCUUUCGGUUGGCCCUUCCACCAAAGCGCUGGUUCAAGGAUAAUUAUAAUCCUGACUUCUUGGAAGAUCGACAGUUGGGACUACAAGCAUUCCUUCAGAACCUAGUAGCUCACAAAGAUAUUGCUAACUGCCUUGCAGUGAGAGAAUUUCUUUGUCUGGAUGAUCCUCCAGGUCCUUUUGACAGUCUAGAAGAGAGCAGGGCUUUCUGUGAAACUCUGGAGGAAACAAAUUACCGUCUACAAAAAGAACUGCUUGAGAAACAAAGGGAGGUUGAGUCACUGAAGAAAUUGUUACAUGAAAAGCAACUUCAUAUAGAUGCUGUUGAAAGAAGAAUUAGGGAUUUAUCUUUAGGAAAAAUGACUCGUCAAAUGUCAGGAGAAGGAAGUGAGUGCAGUGGUGAGGUGGAGUCUUCUGCAGUAGAAGCAGACCAGGGGACCCUGGGUGAGGAGAGCUGCUCAGAUAAAGAGAACCAUGAUGCAUGCUGGAGUGGCUCUUUGCCUGAAAAUUCUGUACCAGAAAUUGAAGUUGCUGAAGUAGCAUAUACUGCUGAUGAAGAAGAAUAGAUCAGUAGCAGCUGCUGGUACCUGGGAAAGCUUCACGUUUGGGACAUACUCUUUGGGUAGGGUAUAGAGUAGCUGUGAGGAAUUUACAGCAAAGAGCAAGAAUGCACAUAUUGAAUGUUUACAUAAAUUUUACAAAAUUAUUAACAUAAGAAAUAUACCGAUUGCUGCUUUGAUUUCAGUUUUUAUCUAGCCUUUAUAUGUUUAAUAUAUUAAAGUCUAAUAAGGGCUAAAAUCAGCUGAAGUUUAGAUAGUGUACAUACACAAUUUGGCUGACUUCCCUACCAGGGUGACAAAAGCUUCACCUUGAAUUGCCAGCCAUCUAGCAUGUCAUCUGUUGCCACCGAUGUGACACACUUGAUGUGUUCAUCUGUUCGAUAUUUGUGUUUUUGUAUUCUUAUAGCCAUAAAUUAAUGUUUGUUGACGUAAAAACAGACUCAUCUUUUGUUUAAUAAGAGUGUAGAAUAUGUUGGUUUUAAAUUCUAAAGUUGAAAGAUAUUUCUCUGGAAAUUUUAAUCCAAUGCAAUAGGAACCCUGACAGUACCAAGAGAAGAGUACUUACGUAAUGGGAUUGUACUUGGACAUCUUAAGAAGCCUGGUCAUUUUUGCUGAAGGAAUUAAUACGAGACCCCCAAAACACUGUGUAUUUUCAUCCCAAGAGAGCAUGCUGUAAUACUUUUUGUUUGGUAAUGCUGCUUUGAAAAUCUGGGAUACCUUUGCUAUAUACCCAUGUAAUAAUAAAACUGGUGAGUUUGCCUUUUACUUGGAACACUACCUCUUACCAUCUUGUUAAUGCAUUCAUGUUUGUUUAAAAAUAUUCCAGAUUAUAUGGAGGUUAUUGAAAGACUUGUAAAGAAGCCAUAUUUUUUUCCUGCACAGUUCAUAACUAGAUUGAAUCUAGUUGCAAUGUAUUUUUGUUUCAAUAUAUUGUACACAUGGGGAUAAUCCUACAUGUGUUCUAUAGCCUAUUUUUCAAAAUGUAUUAAGACAGGAGAUGCACUUUAUAAUUAAAACUCCAUUGUGCCAAGUUCAGUUGGCUAAUCGGUUGAGAAAGGGGAGUUGCAGGGAGAGGAUUAUGUAGUGCCUUUUUGUAUUUUACUUGUUCAUUACUGCAGAAUUUUGUUACAGUGCUCUGGGUCAGUUCUGUGGAACCUUUGAUACAGCUUGUUUCUGUUCUUCACUUAUUUACUGAAAGUGCCUUGUUUUAUUCUGCUUUUUCAAUAGGAAGAAUGCUGUUUUGUUUUAAUCUGGUUUUUUUCACCUUAUACCACCCACAUUGCUGUUUAAUGUUGUCAAUAUGCAGUGUCUUUGUGCUGGAGUUUCCAAAGGGAGCUUUGUACUUCAGGCUGCACAUACAAUGACCUUUAUGCAGAACUGUAUAAACCUUCCUGGUGAAAUAAAGCUAUGGAUAAAACACCUGUCUUCUUUUUUCCAUUAUAGGAAAAAACGUUCAAUGCCUUGUCUAGUAAAGGAUUAAAAUACUAUUAGAGACAUUUUUACCUCAGUGAUUUCCUACAGUUACUCUUUGGUCUACAUUCUGUUUGUACCAAAAAUGUCUGCAUGAAAAAGAAUGCGAAUGCUGUAAUGACACCAGAAAACUUGCUGUACUUGAAGAUUAAAAAGGAACUGAUCUUUUUUAAUAUUCUGCAUGAAUCCUCACAGAUGUCAAGUGAACUCAAUAAAGUUUUGACACCUUA